AAACAAAAUCCAAACUUGAAAAAUCAAAAAACAGAGAGGGUUAGGGUUUCUGUCAUCGAAUCAGGUGGUUCAAUGGAGGGAUUGAAGGUAUCGGAUGCGAAAUUGGUGGUAUAUGUUCACCCAUCGAAGGCCAACAAGGUCUCUCAAGCCAUCCUUCGUGAACUCAGCUCAUUGCUCUUCAAGUUUAAUGAAACUUUCGAUGGUGUUGUAUUGGCUUACGAUGUCAAUCUCCCUAGUAAAAUUGCGAGGAUUCUUCCUGGAAUUCAUCCUUACUUUGGCGUGAGACUAGAAGCAAAACUGUUGCUUUUUCAUCCAAAGCCAAACAUGCUUUUGGAAGGGAUGGUAGUGAAACUUGGCCAACAAUCUAUUCAUGUUAUAGUUCUUGGUUUUUCGUCUGCUACCAUAACAGAGGAAGACAUUCGUGAUGAAUUCAAAUAUAAAGUUAAACAUGGCAAGGAAGUAUUUGCUAGCACAUCUCACAAACGGCAUAAAAUAAAAGUUGGAACCAUUUUACGUUUCUUAGUCAAGAGUUUUGAUGAAGAGAUACUCCAUAUUUCUGGGUCUUUACUCCCAGCUCACACAGGAAGCAUCCAGUGGUUGGAUAAAAAUUUGGAAGACGGCUCACACAUUGACAGGAGUACCAAGAAGCGGAAAGAAAGUGAGGGAAGACGGGAAAUGCAGGAGCAUGAGAAAGAGAUGGUUGAUGUGGCAGCAUUUUCCAUGAACACUGAUCGUAGACAUAAGAAGUCAAAGAGACCGAAAAGUGGUGAAGAUUCUUGAAGACUGAUGCAGAGUGUGGAUGUUCUUAAGCCACAGAUUCUUCUAGGCUUGGCAAGUUUGAUUCUCUGGAAGUGAUUGUCAGAACCUAGUAGCCCGUUGUUUUUGCAUCCUACACAUGUGGCUUAAAAAUGGAAAUUUGAGGAGAAUAUACAUCAUUAUGUUAGUUGGGAGUCUUUGGGUGAUCCGCAGUUGCAGAUUUAGGGGGAAAGAAGUUGUUUAGAAGCAUAGAACUGAAAUUGUUAAAUCAUAGAAUACAGAAUUUACCAUUAUUUGUGAAAAUGAAUUUAUUUUUUGUAAUAGUGUUUUUAUUCUUCUCAUUUUGUUGUAUGGCGACAAUAUUUAAUGAUAUGGAAGAGAAACUAGGUUGGCGCAAA
Molecule: messenger RNA, 1154 nt
Organism: Camellia sinensis
Lineage: Eukaryota; Viridiplantae; Streptophyta; Magnoliopsida; Ericales; Theaceae
Product: DNA-directed RNA polymerase
Biological process (GO): transcription elongation by RNA polymerase I; DNA-templated transcription initiation
Cellular component (GO): RNA polymerase I complex
Source: RefSeq, a predicted model, not a curated record